Messenger RNA from Aspergillus sclerotioniger CBS 115572, 1733 nucleotides. Its product is annotated as putative MFS transporter. The transcript is spliced from 3 exons. The record is from RefSeq and is a predicted model, not a curated record. Lineage: Eukaryota; Fungi; Ascomycota; Eurotiomycetes; Eurotiales; Aspergillaceae. The coding region runs from base 115 to 1602 and encodes 495 amino acids. Gene Ontology annotation, molecular function: transmembrane transporter activity. Gene Ontology annotation, biological process: transmembrane transport. Gene Ontology annotation, cellular component: membrane.
UGAUCUUGCAGCAACCCCUUCCCGGUUUCCUCCCCUAGCUGCAUCUUUUCUUUCACCUUCGAGUCGACUUUCUUUUCUCCUCGCUGUACGAAGUACACAGAUUUGCAUUGUGACAUGGAGGAGAAAAACCCAGAAGCCUUUUCCCAGGCGCUGCCUGCAGAUCGCACCGAUGAUGCCGUGCAAUACCUCCAGGGACAUGAGGGCCCCGACACCUCCCAGGUCGAUUUCCGGGCUCUACGUCGGAAAAUUGAUUGGCAGCUCAUGCCUUUCAUGUUUAGUUGCUACGUUCUUCAAUUCUUGGACAAAGUCAUGCUCAACUAUGCCGCCGUGAUGGGAAUGAAAGCAGAGUUGCAUCUCGUGGGGAAUCAAUUUUCCAAUACAGCCUCGUGGUUUUUCAUCGCCUAUCUGAUUGCCGAGGCACCCAACAUCUACUGUCUCCAGAAAGUGCCCGCAGCCAAGUGGCUCGGAAUCAACGUCGCGCUAUGGGGCGUGGCUGCUGCUGCGUCUGCAGGCGCCAAAAAUUAUGCGACUCUUCUCACAGCCCGUAUUUUCCUGGGCAUUUUCGAGGCGACCAUCGGACCGUCGCUGAUGCUCAUCAGUUCCCAAUACUACAACAAAAGCGAGCAGGCCCCGAGAUUUACAUGGUGGUACAACGGUCUCGGCGUGGCCCAGAUCAUCGGUGGCCUUGUGUCUUUUGGCUUCCAGCAUGUGCAUCACGGUGCCACAGUCUCCGGAUGGCGAAUCAUGUUCAUCGUCAUCGGAUGUCUGACCAUCGUGGUCGGUGUCCUCACCCUGCUCUUCAUCCCCGACACUCCCAUGAAGGCCACAUGGCUGUCCGAGCAAGAAAAGGUGGCUCUGCUGCAGCACGUCAGUAUCAACCAGACCGGAGUCUGGAGCACAAAAUUCAACUUUAAGCAUCUACUGGAAGCUGUGCUUGACAUCCAACUCUGGCUUCUGGUCCUGAUCACCAUUCUCAUCUCCGUCUCCAGCGGCGUCGUAACCACCUACUCCGCCACCCUGAUCGCCGGCUUCGGCUACUCGGGCCCUAUCUCCGCCCUCCUAAACAUGCCCUCCGGCAUCGUCAGUAUCUUCUUCACCCUCCUGGUGGGCUUCGGCAUCCGCAAAACCUCCCACCGCUGGGCCUGGAACGCCUUCUGCACCAUCCCCGGCAUCAUCGGCGGCGCUCUCCUCUCCUUCCUCCCUAAGAGCAACAAAGCCGGCGUCCUGAUUGGCAUCUACCUCGUCAACGCCAUCGUCGCCACCCUCCCCAUCCUGUACCAAUGGACCAUGGCAAACUCCGCCGGCCACACCAAGCGCGCCUUCAGCAGUGCCCUAGUCGCGGGCUCUUUCUCCGUCGGAAACAUCAUCGGGCCUCAGACCUUCCAGGCCCGUGAUGCGCCGGAGUAUCGCCCAGCCAAGAUUGCUGUUCUGGCUACUCAGGCCGCGGCGGCGGUGAUGUCUGUCGUGUUGUUUGGGUAUUAUGUCUGGGAGAACCGGAGGAGGGAUAAGCAGUAUGGAAAAGUGGAGGAUUCGAUGGUGGAUGAGGCCAAGUGGGCGGGUUUGACGGAUAAGGAGAAUACCAGGUUUCGUUAUGUUUAUUGAUGUGGACAUCAAAAUCCUGAUACUAAUAGUUGAUGGUGCUUGUUUUUGUUAUUGAUUGUUUCUGUUCACUCCGUAGAUUUCCUUCUUCUCAUUAUAUCCUUGUAAAAGCUGUAUUAGUGCCGCAUAUACCU